Messenger RNA from Volvox carteri f. nagariensis, 6216 nucleotides. RefSeq lists its product as uncharacterized. The transcript has 21 exons. The record is from RefSeq and is a predicted model, not a curated record. Bases 1 to 6216 code for a protein of 2071 amino acids. NCBI's taxonomy places the organism in Eukaryota, Viridiplantae, Chlorophyta, Chlorophyceae, Chlamydomonadales, Volvocaceae. Gene Ontology annotation, molecular function: protein binding.
AUGGAUAUCCAGGAGACGCCAGACGUUGUGCACGUCCUCAUACUUCAGUUAGCCCGCGGAGCAUGGAGUACUCUGGCCCGCCUCUUGCAGCUGGCUUGUCUCACGUUGGACUUCAAACCGCUGCUGGCCCACGAGAUGGCCCGCGCGGGAGCCACUGGCGUGGUGCUUGACAUCUUGUGCCAGGCGCCACGCCACCAUCCGGUUUGGAGGUCGCUGUCCACCGCCGGGGCCGGGCUCCUGGCGGCCUUGGUCCGCUGCGAGGAUGGAACGGAAGCAGCCCAGCCACAGGCCCUGCGGAUGCUGCUGGCGAUGCUCGAGAGCGACCUCACUUGCGGCCCCGCGCGCCAGGCAGUGGCGACCGUGCUGCAUUGUGUGGUGGCGCAGCGCACGGUGCACCGUGACAAGUUGCUGGCUGUCGGUGCGCUGCCUGUCCUAGUACGUGUGCUGGGCCGUUUGGACGUGCUAUGUGACCUGGUCGCCGUACAGGAGGUGCUGUGGACUCUGGUGUACCUCACGGACGAGAGUGCGCUGGCGCUGGCAGGCGGAGGCAGAGGCGGAGACGGCAUGCCUGGCAGUGCCGAGAGCCUGCAACCGGUGCUGGCAGAGCAACUGGUGCCGCUGCUGUUUUUGUACGCCAUGCCGUGGAAUAAGCAGCAUGAGCAUCUGGCGGCCCUUGUCACGAGGGCCCUUCAUGUUCACGUGGCUGGGUACGACAUGGGUAAAGACACCUUGCGCAAUUCAGGCGUGCUGUCGGUGUUGGUGGACACCGUAGGGCGGCACAGCGCGCCGUACAUUACCGCUGCGGAGGCUGCCGCCGCGCACCUACGUGGCCGCCAUGACUACGACAGAGGCGUCACGGCCAUAGCAAUUGCAGGGGCAUCUUGCGUCACGGCGGAACGUGGGAUGCAGCAGACGGGCGCAGCGCAGGGGCCGGCCGCGUUAGCGAGCAGGGGGCACUUGGUACCGGCGGCGAGUCGUGGGUCAUUUGCCGUGGGGUCUUCCCGUCCGCCGCCGCACACGGCCUGCCACAUUCAUGCAGAUGGUGAGAUGCUGCGGAACGGCACGACGGAGAACGGCCCAUACGCUUGUGGCGCGGCCGCCGCGCUUGGGACGUGGACGCCGUGGGAGCGGCUGCUAGCCGUGUUGCUCAUCGUAGGAAUCGCACCGGCGAUGAUGCGUCCGCAGAGGCGGGGUCGUGGCGGCGGUGGCGGCGCGGCUGCUGCAUCGGGACUCACUGCCAACGCUGCCUCUGCCGCUGCCGGGACGGCGCCGGAUGAGGAAAGUGGCGAGCCCUCUACUCCUUCCUCGUUGCGGUCUGAGGGGCCCGGGGAGGACUACGGGGAAACCGAUUCCGCUGCUGACCGCGGCCCAGGAGCUUCAGGGAAGAGGGGCAAGGAGCAAGGCCCCACUGCGAGCGACGGCGUUGCUGCAGCGGUUGAGCAGGUGACUACGGCGGAUGCGUUGCAGCAGUUGGGACUGGAUGAGGAAGAGGAUGACGACGACGACGUGUUUGGCGGCAUUGUACUAGAUCUUGUCGCGGAUUUACCGGCGGCGUUGGAAUUUCAAUCUUCGGCGGCUGCACAGCCCGGCGCCACUCGCACGGAGGCGGCCGUCGCCAACGGCGCGCGCCUUGUAUGCUAUGGUCUGCUGCUGCCUCUUCUCAUCGACGCGGGCGAGGAGGCUGCGGCGGGCGGCGCGGGAUCGGCAGCAGUGGCUGUCGGAGGUGCGCUGCUGCGCCGACGGCUGUGCCCACUUCGCGAGUCUCUUGCGACGCUGAAGACGAUGUUAUGCGACUGUGAGGCGAACCAACUGGCAGCGGCAGAGCAGGGUCUGGCGGUGCUGCUUGUACAGCUGGUGGCACAUGGCGACAUGGGCUUGGCCUGGCAGGCGGCGGAGACGGCAGUGUACCUCAGCGGCGGGGCCACGGGGGCAGUGCUGGUGGCAGCGGGCGCAGCUGAGGAGAUGGCGUACCUGUUGGAGGAGAGCGCGGACAUGCUUCAUAGCUUGACGCUGCGGAAGCAGAUUCAGGUGCAAUGCAGCUCCCUAGCUCACGGCGACCACCAUCACAAUUAUCACAAUCAUCGACACCAUGCGCAACCUGUUAAAGGAGCCCAGCUGCCUCACCCGCGCAAUAACCAGCCUACUAGGACAUCCUCAACGGGUGCCGGCGGGCCAGGGGUGGCGGCAGCGGCCGCUGUCGCGGUGCCGCCGCUGCUGACCGACGUGCAUGUGCGUCCCACUCGCAGCACUGGCGUUCAGUACAGCGGCGGCGCCCGGCCGCAGCGCAUGUACCUUCUCGGUCGCGUCCCGCUGGACUUCACAACAAGCGGCAGCUGCUUCUACGGCACCCACGACGCCAUGUCGUACUGCGACUACUGCACCCCCUCCGCCGCCAUUCAAGUAUUGCUCCGACUGAUUGCCGCCAGGCCGACGGCGGCGCCGCAAGCGGUGGUUGCACAAGAGAACGCGGUCUGCCGCCGGUUUGCUGCUGCUGGCGGUAUGUAUGGCGUGUUGCUGUUGCUGCAUCACGAGGCAGCUGGCGUACACCAUUCAAAGCUGGCAGCUUCGCUGCUGACGCUGUUGGAUCUAGUGUUGAUCCACGUACCAGAGGCGAAGGAUGAGUUGCGUCUAGCUGGUGGACUGGGCGUCCUGAGCACCCUACUGGGCAGCCUCAUGCGGCCGGGAGUCAUGGAUGUGUACCAACUGCGGGUGGCCACAUGCCGGACAUUGCAACUGGCGCUUCGAGGCAACGCCGCCAACAAGCUGGCAGCCCGGGAGCACGGUCUGCUGCCGCUGCUGGUGUCGCUGCUGUCGGUGCUGUGGCAGCAGCGCAAGGCCAGGUCGCGUGAGGUGGUGGUGGACGACAGCGGGCCGUUGACGAUGGCGGUACUGGAGGCGCUUGCUGCAGCAUCGCAUGAAAGUCCUGGCACACAGGCAGGUAUUGGCGGUAACAUGGAUGCUGAACAAGAAGCGCUUGUGGCUCUCGGUGUGCUGCAUCCACUGUGCGACCUGCUUCUGGACGAGGGCCUCGACGUCGAGGUCCGUACAGUUGCCGUACGCACGAUGACAACGAUUGUGGACAAAUGCCAAGCUGGCCAGGGAGGGGUGUUGGCCACAGGUGUCGUGAAGCACGCCGUGGCUUGGCUGGAACACUGCUGUACCGCAGCUGCCGGGGGUGUUACGGCAACUGGUCUUAGAGACGGCUGUGGCAGAAGCCACACGGCGCCACCUAACCUGGCGGAGCUGGCGGAGCAAGCGGCGGCGCUGGCGUCACUGCUUGGGGCGAUGCUGCGGGGGAGCAGCUCGAACGCCAAGCCAGCAAUUGUGUCGGCAGGGGCACUUGGAGUGUUGUUGCAGCUGUUGCGGAGCUCUGCUCUGGCUGCUGGUGGCCUGUCAAGCAGCAGCGGUAGCGACGACGUCAUGGGGUUAGCGGCUGCCGUGCUGGCGACACUGGUUGACGGUGACACGGACCUGCAAAAUGAGCUCGUGGCACAGGGCGGCCUGACGGCGGCGGCGGAUAUCGUACGUGACGGCGGCGCCGCAGCGCCACAGGCCCUGACGCUGCUGUCCGCCAUGCUGCGCUCGAACACGUUUGUGAAGAACAAUGCCCGCCAGGCAGGCGUGCCUGCGACGCUUGUUGAGGCGGUACGGCAUUGCGGCCUCGUGCAGAGGGCUAAUGCCGCCGCCGCUGCGUCGGCUCUGACGGAACUGGCGGCAGGUAAUCAUGCAAACCAGGAAGCAGUGGCGGUUCAGGGUGGCCUGGAGGUGACGGUCGACCUGCUGCGCGACGCGUUCGCGGCCCUGCCAAUGACGGUGUUUGCCGGCGGCGCAGCUGCAGCCGCCGGAGCCGCAACGGCAGCUGCCGAAAUGGCCGGAGCAGAAGUGGACGUCGACACGGGCGAUGGCUUGGCCUACGCCUCCGGCAGCAGCACCAGCGCGACAGGUCCUGAGAUGGACUCCAGCUCCAAGGCAGCGGCCGCUGCUGUAGCAAUGACGGCCAUGCCUUACACGGCGGUUCAGGCGGCUCAGGACACCGCAAGUGUAACGUCGCUGUCACGGCUGAUGCGCGCUCUGCUGGGGCUUGUGUGCGCCUGUGUCGAGCUCAAUGGCGGCAACAAGUCCUAUAUUAGGGAGCUUGGCGGCGUGUCCUUUUUAGGGGAGUUUCUGGUGGCAACUGCAGAGGUGUUGACGGCGCCGCCUCCCCCUAGUUGGGCGCCGUACAGCCCUCACCAACACGACCAAUGUCAGAGUGGCCGUUGGGACCAGCGUAGCUGCCGCUCCUCAGCGGAUGGGCACGGGGAGCGGGCCGGAGGGGAAACGGCAGUCGUAGCGGUGGCCGCGCGGUUACGAGAUGCCGCGGCGUCGUCACGAGCAGCGCUGUCUCCCGCCGUGGCAGCGGCUUGCAGUGCGCUUGUAGCGGUGACGAGGGAGAGCAGCGCCAACCUAGCCAGGCUGGAGGAACACUCCGGGUUGGCAGUUGCGCUGUUCAAGCUGCUGGUCGCGACAGACGCGGCGACCUCCCUUGCAGCCGCGCUCGCGAUAGAGUGGCUUGUGGUGCGCAGUAAUACCUUUUUGGAUGCCCCCGGUCGGGAGGCAUUCGAGCUGAACCUCGUUGACGUGUUGUCGCUAGCAUUGUACGUGCCGUAUGCCCCGCUACCGCUGGUGCUGCCGUCAGCACCCCCAACGGACAACGCCACGGCCUACGCGGCAUGGCAAAAGCAGCAACAACGGCUGCGGCAGGAGCCUUGGUUCAUUGUAGUGCGGGCGUUGAUGCCGGCGGAUGGCCUGACGGCGGCGGCGGUCCGCGACGCUGCUGCUGUACUAACGGCCGUGGCGGAUGCCGCUGACGCGUUGGUUGGGUCGCUGCCGAAGCGACAGCCUCAGCCGCAGCAGCAGCAGGCAACGAGCGCUGCAGCAGUUGGGAAGCAGGGCCUCAUGGCUACAUCUCGCGGUUCACUGCCACCGCUGGAGACGGUCCCCAUCGACCCGGUCGCAUCAGAUCACAACAGCGGUCUCAUGGUCAGCAACCUGCUGGCCGGGCCGUCUGCGUUUGCAGCCGCCGCUGGCGUCGUCGCUGCCGAUGCCGCAGCCGCUAUCUCCGACACGCCUGGCAGCCAGGCCUGGUGGGCAAAGCUCGCUGGCUGGGCGGCCGCCGCCUUUCAACGCGUUGCCAACGGCGUGCUGCAGGGUGCGCCCACUGCCACCGUAGGCGGAGCGGCGGUAGCGAUAGCAGCGCCAAGCACUACAGGCGCGUCGCCGGCGGCGCAGGAUCGGCGGCGUCAGGUGGCCUGGAUGUUGUUCCUCCUCGCCGUCAGAGCCCCGGGCAACAGGGCGCGGAUGCGGUGGCUUGUGCGCGCAUCACUGUCCCCGCUGGCGCAGCAAUUGAACAACGCCGAAAUGUGUAGGGCUCAACUAGAGGCUGCCGCAGCUUCACCUCCAGAUCCUACGUCUGUGCCUCGAUCUGGAUCCGGAGUUAGACAAGGGACAGGAUUCACAGCAGCCGCCGUGGAGUUUGGACGCGCUUCGUCUGCCGCACUGGAGAGCGCCAGCUCGGUCAAGGGCCGGCUGCCCAUUAGCACGGCAGCCCUGGAGGAACUCAGUGAUGGUGUUCGGCGGCCACCUUCACCCUUGGGAAGCCGCCAUCACCACCCGGCGUGCAUCGUGGCGGAGCCGCCCAUGCCGCCGCCGCCGCCACCGCCGCCUCCUCCGCCAGCGUCGCAGGGGCUGGCUGGGCCGCCACGGCCACCCAGCCGGCCUACAUCGUCAUCUUCGGCUUCUGGAGCCGCACACGGCAUCAGUGCAAAAAGCACCCCACGUGCAAGCCUGACAGGGGCUGUCGCGGCGGCCUUCGCGUCGCCGAUGCCUUACCUGGGUGGUAUGACAGCCGGACGAGGCUCUCGCGGCGCCAGCCCCAGCUCGAUCCGUCCUGGAGGGGUUGGUGCGCCGUUUGCAACAGCUGCCGCCAUGGCAACGCCCCCGCCAGGGCAGCGGUCGCUACGUCCCCAGGUCAGCGGUGGCGGCAGCAGCGUUAUGAGCGACGAUGACGAGCUGGCCAUGAUCCAACAGGAGGUGGCCCUCCUGGCGAAUACAACCAGCUCGCUGACGUGGAGCGCCAGGAUGGCCGGCAACCGGUCUGGCGGAACCGGGGGGAAUAGCCCUGCGGCCGCGGCGGCCUCUCCAGUGCGCUGGGGUAUGGGCUCGGCGGUGCGGCGAUGA